Sporothrix brasiliensis 5110 is the source of this 537-nucleotide messenger RNA. RefSeq names its product translation machinery-associated protein 16. The record is from RefSeq and is a predicted model, not a curated record. The transcript has 4 exons. Bases 1 to 537 code for a protein of 178 amino acids. Gene Ontology annotation, cellular component: nucleus. Lineage: Eukaryota; Fungi; Ascomycota; Sordariomycetes; Ophiostomatales; Ophiostomataceae.
AUGCAGCGAACACUAGACAAGACGCGCAAGCAGAUUGUGAAGAAGAAGGGUCCUUUGGGGACGGUCCAUGAAGGGUCGCGGGACUCCCGACGCUUGCGCAAAGCCCUGGCCCGCGAUGGCCGCCUUGGGAAGCUCGCGACGAGCAGAAAGAUGCACGAACAGUCAUUUGUCGAUCGUGCAGGGUUUUUCCAAGAUUCCGUUCGCGAAACGGGCAUCGAUGUCUUUGACGCCGACCAAUUCAUAGCUGCUGUGAAGAGUUUUGUGCACCAGUACGACGAGGAGAUGGACGCGCUGAAGCGGACUCGUCGACCGGGGCGGCCAGCUAGUACGCGUGAGGAUGCGCUCAAGGUCAAGAUGAUUGCUCUGGAAAAGGAGUUUCAGAAUGGAUUUUUGGCUCCCGACCUCACAUCGAAAGACAAUGUUUCGGCUCUGGAGCGGUGGGAGGGUUCGUGGUUGCAGUUGAACAGUCUUUCCUGGGUGCGCAUCAACGAAGCGGGUGCUGUACGGCCGGCAACCUUCCCCCCGAACAAGGACUAG